This is a messenger RNA of Lactuca sativa (garden lettuce), 1962 nucleotides long. RefSeq lists its product as uncharacterized. The record is from RefSeq and is a predicted model, not a curated record. Lineage: Eukaryota; Viridiplantae; Streptophyta; Magnoliopsida; Asterales; Asteraceae.
AUGGCCGAUGUUAUUGAUGAUGUUAUGGAAGGUGUGAUUGAAAAUGAUACCAACUGCAACGAAGGGAACCUAGAUACAGACGGUAGAGGUGUUGAUGUUGGAUUUCAAAAGCUGUUAGAGGAAGUCCAAUUCAAAUUAUAUCCUGGAUGUUCGUUUUCGUCCCUUGACUUUUUAGCAAAGUUGAUGCAUAUCAAGGUGAUCAACAAAUGGACUGAUAGUUCAUUCGAUCAGCUUCUUGAGUUGUUUCAAACUACAUUUCCUGAAGGAAACAGGAAAGAGCAUGAGUUGUUGCAAAAAUGUCCAGUUUGUAAUGAGAGUCGGUGGGUUGAUGAAAAUACAAAGGGUAAGAAGGUGGCUCAUAGGGUUUUACGAUACUUUCCUGUGACCCCCAGACUACAACGUUUGUACUGUUCAAGACACACAGCUAAAGAUAUGAUUUGGCAUAGUACCGAACAAUCCAAAGAUAGUACGAUGAUUCAUCCCGUUGAUGGUACUUCAUGGAAAAAAUUUGAUAUGAAGUAUCCUGACUUCUCGAGGGAACCCCAAAACGUACGCUUAGGGCUUGCUGCUGAUGGUUUUAAUCCGUUUGGUAACAUGUGUAAUCCUCACAGCACGUGGCCUGUCAUACUCACCACUUACAAUCUUCCACCAUGGCUAUGCAUGAAAGAGUCAUCUUUCAUGUUGACCUUGUUGAUUCCCGGUCCCAAAGCACCCGGGAAGGACUUGGAUGUGUUCCUUAGGUCGUUGGUGGAUGAGUUGAAGCAGUUAUGGAGUUUUGGAGUACGUACUAAAGAUGUAGCGACAAAUACAUUCUUCAAUUUGAAAGCGAUGUUGUUAUGGACAAUAAACGACUAUCCCGCUCGUAGUAGUUUAUCCGGUUGGAGCGGACAAGGGUACAAAGCUUGUCCGACUUGCAACAAAGACACCUCGUCAUACCGAGUAUCAAAUAAAGUCAUAUAUAUUGGUCAUCGCCGAUUCUUAGAUGCUGACCAUCCAUGGAAAAAAAGUUUGGACUAUAAUGGCAAACAUGAGACAAGAGGUCCUCCAAGAAAGUUUUGUGAGGAAGAAAUACAAGCGCAACACGCUCGUCUAUUGUUUCGUCCACCGGGUAAAGUAGCUGCUCAACAAGCUGGUAUUAAGAGAGAUUGUGAGGAUUUCGAGUUGAAUUGGUCCAAAAAGAGCAUAUUCUUUGAACUUGAGUAUUGGUCUUCUCUGGAGCUGAAGCACAACUUCGAUCUUAUGCAUGUUGAAAAAAAUGUGGGUGAGAGUCUUGUGGGUACUUCUCUGAUGAAUGAUAAGUCUAAAGACACAUCAAAUGCUCGGGCGGACUUGACAAAACUGAACAUUCGGAAAAGUCUAUGGUUGAAAAAGAAUGGAAACAAGUUCCAUAAACCCCAUCCACCUUACUCGUUCACGAAACCUGACCGCAUUCGUUUUUGUAAGUUUAUAAGAAAUGUGAAACUGCCAGAUGGGUUUGGAUCUAACAUCGGUAAGAAAGUGAAUGAAACCAAUACUAACAUUAUUGGGUUGAAUUCUUAUUAUUAUCACAUUCUUAUGCAACGUUUGUUACCCAUUGGAGUUAAAGGUCUUUUGGGGAAAGGUGUUUAUACACCAAUAAUAGAGUUUUGUAUGUUUUUCAAGCAACUUUGCUCAAGAACAUUGUCGGUGAAGGAUAUGAAAGAAGCGAAACCAGCCAUUAUUAAAAUAUUGUGCAAAUUAGAAGUGAUCUAUCCUCCUACGUUUUUUGACAUUAUGGUUCAUUUAGUUUUGCAUUUACCUGAUGAAGCAAUUUCUGGAGGCCCAGUAUGUUUGAGAUGGAUGUAUCCCUUUGAAAGGUAUAUGAAAAAACUAAAAAACUAUGUCAGAAACAAGGCGAGGCCGGAAGGUUCUAUAGCUGAGGGUUAUGUCGCUGAAGAGGCAUUAUCAUUUUGUUCGAUGUACCUUGAAGAUGUUGAGACUUGA